This is a messenger RNA of Hirundo rustica (Barn swallow), 1158 nucleotides long. RefSeq names its product claudin-19-like. Gene Ontology annotation, cellular component: bicellular tight junction; plasma membrane. Gene Ontology annotation, molecular function: structural molecule activity. Bases 448 to 1125 code for a protein of 225 amino acids. The record is from RefSeq and is a predicted model, not a curated record. NCBI's taxonomy places the organism in Eukaryota, Metazoa, Chordata, Aves, Passeriformes, Hirundinidae. The transcript has 7 exons. Gene Ontology annotation, biological process: cell adhesion; bicellular tight junction assembly.
CUUACGCGCCCUUGUUUUUGGAAAUGCUGCAGAACUCCGUGGUGGUGCUAAAUGCCACCGAAGUGCCUCCUGCCCUGGAAGUAAACACAGCUUUUCUGGGCUGCGUGGCACCAGCGACCCAUUUGCGGCAGACCAGUGUGAUUCACAGUCGAAAAUCCUUGAGGGACUUGGACAUGGGCCCAGAGCAAUUGGGAAGACAAAUACUAGUGAGAGAGCAGUGCUGAAAGCAAUCCUGGCAUCACGACUCCAUGGAGCUUCCACAACUCACACAGAUUUGACUCCUUCCGAGGAACUGGAUGUGUACCUUUCAAUUUGGCUGAGGCAGGCGUUUUUCAUACAAAAUCAGGUAAAUUGCAGACAUUGACAGGCAGUGGCAUCACCCUGGACCUUACAGUGGUUUUUGAUACCAGAAAUUUCGGGAAAUCUCUUUGAAGAAAACUUGUUGCAAUGGGAUCAUCCUGUCUACAGAUCUGUGCAUUGCUGCUGGCUUUAUCAGGAUUCACCACACUACUUGUUACUACCAUGUCCAGCAGAUGGAAAGUUUUGGACACCACGGCAGAGCUGGUUACUGCAGAUUGGGUUUCUGAAGGUCUUUGGAUGGAUUGUGCAGCAACUGCUCCUAGAUCAGUAGAGUGCAAGAAAUUUCUCUACAUGCUGAGUUCGGACCUUCACAUUCAGGCAUGCCGUGCCCUGAUGAUUACUUCCAUCCUUCUGGGAUUCUUAGCUGCAGUACUCUCACUGCUUGGUAUGAAGUGCACAAACAUUGGGUUGAGUGAUGAAGAUGGAAAAAUGAAGUUUACUGUCACAGGAGGAUUUCUUUUUAUUUUAGGAGGUCUCUGCUCCAUGGUGGCUAUUUCUUGGUAUGCUGCAAUGGUUACUGCUCAGUUUUUUAACCAACUGUAUGCUGGGACCAAGUAUGAACUAGGAGAAGCUCUGUACUUAGGCUGGGCUGGAUCUGUCCUUUAUAUACUUGGUGGCAUCUUACUGACCUGUUCAUGCAGAGGGAGGGAAAAUCAGAAUUACAGUCCCAACAAAUACACAUAUGCAGCGGCCCAGGCAGCUUCUCAGCCACACGCGUACCCCAGGAACUCUGAGACGGUCAUAAGCAACAAGGAGUAUGUCUGAGCUUCCAGCCUGCAUCACCUGUAGUGUUAAUGG